AUGCUCGAAGAUGAGUACUACGAUAAAAUGGAGACCAAUCCGUUUCGACUGAAUAGCGACUUUGACAUCUAUAAAGUAAGAGCGGACGAUCAACGUGAGAAAGCCGAGCAGGCCGCGUUACUGAAGAAAAUUCCCAUCCAUAUGCGAACUAGCGAAUACGCCUCCAGGAACAGGAAUCUUGGCCUGACAGAGUCUAGAAGCAAGGGAUCAGCCUCCUCUUCAGGACAUUCAUCCACAGCAACCAGCAACAUCAGCGGUAGAGGAUCAAAAGCACAGACAGGCAAGGGCACAACGUCUCUUCCACCCAUUGCAAAGACCCGUAACCAGCGUGUGGCACGAGAGGAAGAGCUCCAGAUUCCGAAGGAAGUCCUCAAUCGUUUGGACGCUUACUCCCCUCUCUAUUCAGAGAAAUACGCACAUCUGACGAAAAAGGACCGUGAAUUUCUUGAGAACUUGGUCCGGGACCCGGGCCCUCGGCCAAAGCUGGACGAGUACAUGAGCAAGCAAAGAGACAUCUUCCUUGCGGAGCUGUCUUUGCAAACCAAAAAGAGCGAAAUAGAUAACAUCAAUAACCAAAUUCGUGCAAAGGAAGACAAUCUCAAGGCAGAAGUGAAAAAGCUCGAUGUGGAGGUCUCGAAGUUCGAUAAGUUCAUUCGCCACAGCGAUCUGGGGACUGUGAAGACAAUAUCGGAGUCUGAGAAGGCUGUUAAGGCCCGAACACAGAGACAAGAAAUGAUUCGUAACACCAGUAGCCAAAUACUCGCUUUGAAGUCAGAGAUAACCAAGCACGAGCUGUCCAUUCGUCAGCUACAUAGGUAUAGGCUUUUCUUGGACCAACUCAUUUCCAUUAAAGAUAGAGAGCUACUCGUAGGGCGACGAGAGCGACAUACUGUUCAACGUAUGGCCAUAGCCUUCUGUUUGGAGAAGUAUGGACACUGUCACGGACUCUGCCUCACGUGCUUCUGCUUUCCGCUGAACUCAACAAUUGUGCAGACUGGCGCCAUAACACCGUACAAUCUAAUUACUAUGAAUGAUGCUGGAGCUCAGAGUGGCAGGACCUACUAUGACAAGAUCCUUACAGAGAGUACGGAGGUGCUCGCCAGUACAAUUAAUACAAACGACAGAAUAGAUCCGAGUAAGAACCUAGAGGAGAUGCCUGGAACCAUUGUACUGAAGAAGCUGAGCGAAAUUCUGGAAUUUUAUACAAUACCCAGUGGCCGGUGCCCAGAGCCCUGCACAAACUACUGCAACUACAUGACCAUAUCUUCACAGGAGGACAAGCAGUACAUCAUGCGUAUGGCACCCAAUGUGUUUGCGGAGUCAGGGCCAGUUAUUCAAGAGUCGCAGAUAGGCGCUGGUGCUGUGUCCACAGACGGAUCAGUGCUUAUGAAAAAUAACCUCAAGCAGCUUGGUCUCACGAUGCGUCAUCUUGUUCGCGCCACGCAGAUCAGCAUAGAGGAGUACUCCCACAUCCCGGUGUCAGAGCCAGGCCUCAGUGAUUACUACAGUACAAACGUAGGUCUUUUCGUGAAUGAGGAGAAUAAGAUACCUUUUCUGGACACCAACGAGUUUGUCGAGUCGCUCAGAUCGAUUGAGAAUACCAACUUCUUCUUGCUGGAGCAUUUGCAGACAGUAGAGACGAGCCAGGAGGCUUUCAUAGAUAGGUGUAUUAAUGAAUAUAGAGAAAGGGAGGAAGAGAUGCGCCAAUUAUUAAUGCAAACUGGAAACCUUCAAACGCUGGCCCAGCGGACAGAUGCAGAGGAGGUGGAGGGUGAAGCUUCGUAUGUAGAAGCGACCCUUGACCACAAUACACAUCUGGUGUCCCUUCUUGAGGACGCCAUCAGACAGGCAUACAUCCACUGUACAAAGACGUCAGACAGCGACGCGCUCUCUGUCACACCACUGAACAUGCUGAGUAAGAUAGAAAGGCUUUUGCAGCAUUCCUCCGCACUCGUUAGAAAGCUGCCAGAGAAGUACCACAUUUUAUUUGAAAAAGCACGUGAGAAAGAAAGGCGCAAGGAGAGACACCGCAAGCGUCAAGAGGAAUUGGCAGUGAUUCAUGCAGAUAAGAUAGCCCGCGCUCGGGAAAGAGCUCUGGAGCCAAUCAAGAAGGCCACAAUACGAAAGGUUAUGGCUCGCAGCUACGGGGCUGCAAAGAAAACUAUUGAUAAAAGCACCAGAGAACAGGACGAGGAUAGAGGUCAAUUACAACUUAUCGCAAGCAAUAAAAAUAACAUUGAUUUUGGUAAGGAUUUCUAUGAGUGA
Giardia duodenalis is the source of this 2265-nucleotide messenger RNA. RefSeq lists its product as uncharacterized. NCBI's taxonomy places the organism in Eukaryota, Fornicata, Diplomonadida, Hexamitidae. The transcript has a single exon. The coding region runs from base 1 to 2265 and encodes 754 amino acids. The record is from RefSeq and is a predicted model, not a curated record.